AUGGUGCGGUUAAGUGCAGCCUGGAGCUGCGGUUCUUUGGCCCUGAUUGCGUUGAUAUCCACUGUCGCCUCCUCCACUGCGGAUUACCCGGGUGUCAUCGAACUGGUGGGCUACAGCAACCGCCGCGCACGGACCUACUUCCAGGAGCAGCCCCGCUCCAGUCCCAAUCCCAAGCCCGGCUUAACUUCAGCCAAAACCCGGGCGGAUAUUGAGACCGUGAAGAGGAAUAUCCGUAAAUACGAUCGGUUGCUAGAGUUGGAUACGAAGAAUCUGCCCGAGCAGCAGAAGGAUAUGCUGGCCAGGAUUGUGGAGCGCGUGGCCAGGCUCAAGGAAUCCCUGGACAUUGAGGAGCAGCAGUUCAACCAGCAGGAAUCUACCUCCGCCAAGAGCAGUAGUAGUACCACCACUAGCACCUCCAGUACCCAAGAAUCGCAAACAGAAGCGGACACGGAGCGGGAUCAGGAGACGCUCGAGCAGAGCACACAGCUGCCCACUGGAGCCACCGAAGCUGAAACGGAUCCCACCCUAAUCCUAGACGAAACCACGCUGCUGGAGCUGCAGAAUACGAUGAACGAGCAGGCAGCCAUGAGCACCAUAAUGAAGGAAAUGCCCACGACCACGGAUGUGAGUCAACAGGAAGCGGAGUCGGAGGCCACCGAUGAGGAGGGCGAGACCACCUCCCCCAAUCUGACCACCCAAUCCGAGGCAGCGACCACCAGUGAUGAGUCUCUCACCGAUUCCACUGAUCCCGAUGACCAAUUUGUAGCUGCCAGAUCAAACAACAACAUAGCGGCCAUAACGGCAGCGGACGAUGCCGAUGGCACCACCACAACCACCGCGAAUACGGGCAGUCAGCAGCGCACGUUGACCACCAUGGGAAAGCUGAAGAAUCGGGCCACCAAGCGACCCUUCGCCCACAAGGUCACCGCCGCCCUGAAACGAGGAGGUCAGCGUCCGAGUAGCGUGAGUGCGGCAGCUGCUAAUGCGGCAGCGGCCUCAAAACCCAGUAGCAGCACCACUGCCGCCGCCAGCAGCACCACUCAAAAGCAGAAAUUGGCCACCAACAGUUUCCAGCAGAAGCAGCAGCAAGCAAAGCCCCUGCAAAAGGUGACACCCUCGAUCGGAGGCGGUGGCUCAUCCAACCCGUCCUCAGCAUCUAUUCCCUCGGCCACCACGAAUUCUGCAUCUCCUGCCCUGCCCAUCGAGCAAUUGUAUACCCGUACUCCCCAGGCCAAUAUCCCAUUGGCGGCAGCGGCAGCAGCAGCUUCCUCAUCCUCGGCAGCGGCAGCAGGAUCAGCAGGAUCGGGAGCCACGCCAUCCACCUACAGCAGCCAGCAUGACAGCAUGGUAUACGAUGCACAUGUCAAUGCGUCGGCCUUGAUCGACAGCCUCAACACAAACGCUCGGGAGGAAUAUUACCAGCAGAAACUAGGAGCAGGAGUCAACAAGGAUAACAAGAAAACGGCGACAGCGAAACCGACGAAAUAUCAUUAUUAUCCGCACAAUCAGCACAUCUAUCUGCUGCCCGAGUGUGCCAUUCAGCAAGUUUGUAACGCCGUCUACGUGAGAUUGAACUACACCCAACCACUGUGCGCCUGUCCAUCAAGAUAUCGUGAUCCCUGCUCGGCCAGUCUGAAUGAAGAUGAUCAGCAUACCACAAAAUUGGUUGGCGAUACUAAGAAGAAGGCCAUCACGUUGGCCAAAACCUGCGAGGCCACCACCGAGAUGCGCGAGUGCCGCUCACCCAAGGACUGGUCCCUUCUGGCGCUCCAAAACACACGAACUGGCAAGUCGCACUACUUGGUCAUCUGCCGCUGUCCCGACCACUUCAAGAUGGAGGGACCCAUGGCCCAUGACCAGCCCACCUAUGCCAGCGUGCCCGGAAUCCGAGUUUUCGGCAUGAUGUGUGUAAAGCCGGGAUACUCGGUGCGCAAGCCCAGCAACCAGCCACCCAAGAGGUAUCAACUCCAGAAGCCGUUCUAUCGUCCGUCUGUGGGAACCACCGUGGGCGGCCAGAAGGAUAGCUACGGCAGACCCAUCUACGGUGGUGGCAGCUCCUCGGGCAGCUCGGCCAUCAGCUCCAACUACCAGCCGCAGGACUCGAGCUUCCAGAACGGAGGAAGCAGUUCGUAUCAGUAUCUCAACCGACCGGAGAGCGGCGGCAGCCACAGCUCCGCCAACUUCCGUCCGGAUCAGUUCUCGAUCAACAACUUCCCGAGCAGCAACUACGGACGCAACAACGAGCGGCGCGGCGAUCUGCCGCCCAUCGAGGCCAUUUCGAGUGGAUCGGGAACCGGAGCCGAGGAGCAACCGAGCAGCAGUACUCCAGCGGCAGAGGAGGAGGCCAGAACCACUCUGCAGGCAGAACAGGAGGCGGAUCCGGCGGCCGCAGCACUUCCAGUGGCAGCGGAACUGACCACCACGGCGGAGGAGGCUGGACUCGGAAGCCGGACCAGGCGAUCCCUACCCGAUACGGAUGACUAUGAGCCGGAGUUCCCGUGGGAUCGCGUGCUCGAGUUCCAGCAGAGCAUCAUUUGGGACUAAGUUCCGGAAAUACCAAGCAACCAAUCCUAGUAGAUACAAUUUCAAUAGCACAAGGCGACAUUUCCGGCGACUAUAAAACUGUGCAAAAAUCAA
Messenger RNA from Drosophila santomea, 2637 nucleotides. RefSeq lists its product as uncharacterized. The record is from RefSeq and is a predicted model, not a curated record. Bases 1 to 2544 code for a protein of 847 amino acids. Lineage: Eukaryota; Metazoa; Arthropoda; Insecta; Diptera; Drosophilidae. The transcript has 5 exons.